UUCCAAAAGAAUUGACGAAGCACGAGAAAGAAACGCCAAAACCCAUAAAAUAAAUAAUAACAAAAUCUUCCCGCAAUUAAAGAGCACCAAAUUCACACCCCACUUUCUCUCUCCUCCUCUUCUCUAAAAACAGAGAGAAUCCCACGAAAUUAAUGCUUCAUUACAUCAAUUAGAAAACACGAGGAAAUAAACAAGAAUUUGUACCUCAAUAAACAUUGACAUUGUGAGACCCCCAAAAACCAAUAAAAAAAGAAACACAGAAAAUAAAAAAAAGCCCUUUCUCAUCAGGUGAUUUCUGAUGAGAAGGGUGCUAAAUCUUGUUUUUCCUGCUAAAAGUUCAAAAAUUUCAUUAAGUGGGUGUUUUUUUCUCGUGAUUUUAUCACUACCCAUAUAAUUAUCUCCCCUUUUUCUUCCCGCAUUAUUCUGGGAAAUUUUUAUCAGUUUGCAAUUCAAACUAAGGUACACAAUCUUUGAGUCCCAGUGAUUUCUACUUUAAUUAUAAAAAAUCACGGAAGAAUCGUCAUUGAGCUGUGAAUAGAGGGCUUGUUUUUCUGUGCUUGGAUUAAUAUUCUAUUGUAGAUAGAUUUACAAAGAUGGGAAGCCUUGGUAGAAAACACAAAACUGAGAAAGAUUCAUUUUGUUCACAUUUAAACCUUAUUGGAUGCAGUAUGGUAAGCAGGAAACCGAGUGAUUCUUUGCGGCUUAUUCUGACAACUGCCAUUGGUAUUAUUCUUGGUUUCAUAGUUGGUGUUUAUAUUUCGCUCCUUUCGGUUUCUAAGCUGAAUCCAGUUAACUACAUUCCUGUGGCAUUUCUGCCUGCUACUGAUCAACAAUUAGGUGAUGGUGUCAGACAAAAUCAAGUGUUGAAUGACACAACAAAGAUGCCACUUUUUGUCCAAUCAAAUCCUAAAGGUGCAGAGAGACUUCCACCAGGGAUUGUCGCAGCUCAGUCGGAUCUCUAUCUCCGUAGACUAUGGGGUCUUCCUAGUGAGGAUCUGACAAAAACACCCAAGUAUCUUGUGACCUUCACAGUCGGUUUAGAUAUGAAGGAAAAUAUUGAUGCAGCAGUUAAAAAGUUCUCAGACAACUUCACUAUUCUGCUCUUUCAUUAUGAUGGGAAGACGAGUGAGUGGGAUCAGUUUGAGUGGUCAAAGCGGGCAAUCCAUGUUAGUGCUCGAAAACAGACGAAAUGGUGGUAUGCAAAACGAUUUUUGCAUCCUGACAUUGUGGCAGCGUAUGAUUACAUCUUUAUAUGGGAUGAAGACUUGGGAGUGGAGCAUUUUGAUUCUGAAAAAUACAUCGAGCUGGUAAAGAAACAUGGUUUGGAGAUAUCGCAGCCUGGUGUAGAUCCUAAAACUACAAUUACAUGGCAAAUGACUAGGAAAAGAGACAACAGCGAAGUUCACAAAGAGACAGAGGAGAAACCAGGCUGGUGCAAAGACCCACAUCUACCUCCAUGUGCCGCAUUUGUAGAGAUUAUGGCUCCAGUGUUCUCUCGAGAUGCAUGGCGUUGUGUAUGGCACAUGAUUCAGAACGACUUGGUCCAUGGUUGGGGUAUUGACUUUGCUCUCCGAAAGUGUGUGGAGCCUGCUUAUGAGAAAAUAGGAGUCGUAGAUGCUCAAUGGAUUCAUCAUAAACGUGUUCCUUCACUUGGUAGCCAGGGUGAACCAGCAGAUGGGCUUUCUCCUUGGAAAGGGGUGCGGAAAAGAUGUGAAAAUGAAUGGAAGAUGUUUGAGAGUCGGCUUAAAGAUGCUGAGAAGGCACAACAGAAACAAAUGGGAGGCUCUUCUUAGGUCAGGCUGCACUGUCAAGUUCAAUUCUUUGUGUCGAAGUUAGAAAUGGAAAAUUUUUGAGGCCAGACGAUAGAAUACAUAAGUUAUAGUACCAACUUGUAGAUUGGCUAUAACAAGCAACAUUUAUAGCUUUACCAUUGGAGCUUUUUGUCCCUAGAGCUCUGCUAUUUUGAGGGUUUAAUAAUGUUCUCUGCCAGAUGUAUACAUAAUAAACAGCAAUUAUCUUCAAGGGGGAGCGAUGUAAUUAUACUUGCACAGUUACUAACUUACAUGAUAUAUGGCUCAAAGGCUUGCUGUAAA
Messenger RNA from Beta vulgaris subsp. vulgaris (sugar beet), 2093 nucleotides. RefSeq lists its product as hypothetical. The transcript is spliced from 14 exons. The coding region runs from base 594 to 1793 and encodes 399 amino acids. Lineage: Eukaryota; Viridiplantae; Streptophyta; Magnoliopsida; Caryophyllales; Amaranthaceae. The record is from RefSeq and is a predicted model, not a curated record.